GCAUCGGGCCCCCAGGCGGGGCGACAGGCAUCGGGCCCCCAGGCGGGGCGACAGGCAUCGGGCCCCCAGGCGGGGCGACAGGCAUCGGGCCCCCAGGCGGAGCGGCGGGCGCCGGACCCCCAGGCGGAGCGACAGGUCUCGGGCCCUCAGGCGGAGCGGCGGGCGCCGGACCCCCAGGUGGAGCGACAGGUCUCGGGCCCUCAGGCGGAGCGGCGGGCGCCGGACCCCCAGGUGGAGCGACAGGUCUCGGGCCCUCAGGCGGAGCGGCGGGCGCCGGACCCCCAGGCGGGAGCGACAGGUCUCGGGCCCUCAGGCGGGGCGGCGGGCGCCGGACCCCCAGGUGGAGCGACAGGUCUCGGGCCCCCAGGCGGAGCAGCGGGCACCGAGUCACCAGGCACGACAGUGGGCUCCGAGUCAACUGGCAUGACCGCUGGCACUAGGUCAGACAUUGGAUCGUCUGGCUGGACAGCGGGC
Staurois parvus is the source of this 474-nucleotide messenger RNA. The record is from the annotation of a GenBank genome assembly. NCBI's taxonomy places the organism in Eukaryota, Metazoa, Chordata, Amphibia, Anura, Ranidae.